AUGGAAGACGACGAGGAUACAGUCAUGGGUGAUUCCCAUACGCUUCCUACACUGGGUUCGAACCAACCGCGAACUCAGACUCUUCCCACACAUCUUGGUAGCCAUCCUACUCCGACUCUGACACCAUCUCUGAAUACUAAGCCUGGCACCUCCCCAUCACCAGUCUCUGAUCAAUCUCAAUCACGAGGCUCUGGAAUGGGUCCCCCUGAUCGUUUGGCAAAGACCAGCGACACAGGAAGCUCAUCAGCUGAUCAAUUCUCGAGGGUUGACAGCCUUGUUGAGCCAAAUUCUGACUGGGAAGAGGAGGAAGAGAAAAAAGACAUGGCGAAGCCAGGCCUUCCUAUCGCCUCACUUGCGACGGGUCUUUGCUAUGAUCAUCGCAUGCGCUACCACUGCGAGGUCAAGCCGGAAAGUGAUCUCCACCCAGAAGAUCCUAGACGUAUCUACUACAUCUACAAGGAGCUUUGUCGCGCCGGUCUCGUCGACGAUGAAGAAUCCGCUCGACCUCUGGCGCCUAAAACCCUCGAACGUAUCGGUGUGCGUGAUGCGACUGAGGAGGAAAUCACUAUGAUCCACACUGAUGCACAUUAUGCUUUCGUGCGGAGCACUAGGGAAAUGCACAAUGACGACCUUAUUCUCCUGGAAAUGUCGCGCGACUCAAUCUAUUUCAACAAGUUGACAUUUGCUUCUUCCUUGCUCUCGGCUGGUGGAGCUAUUGAGACAUGCAUGGCUGUCGCUGAACGCCGGGUGAAGAAUGCCAUAGCUGUGAUUCGACCACCGGGUCAUCAUGCUGAGCCUGAUAAAGCAAUGGGAUUCUGUCUGUUUAACAACGUCUCAGUGGCGGCACGUGUCUGUCAACAAAAGUUGGGAGAUGCAUGUCGCAAAAUUAUGAUUCUCGACUGGGAUGUCCAUCAUGGCAACGGUAUCCAGGAAGCAUUUUAUGAUGAUCCCAAUGUCCUCUACAUCUCUCUGCACGUUUUCCAAGGCGGUAACUUCUACCCCAAUGGUCCUGCAGGAGAUUGGGAUAAAUGUGGUGAAGGGCUUGGAAUCGGAAGGAAUGUGAACAUUCCAUGGCCUUCUCAGGGAAUGGGAGAUGGCGACUAUAUGUACGCCUUCCAAGAGGUUGUGAUGCCUAUUGCGCAGGAAUUCGACCCCGACUUAGUGAUCAAUAUCCUCCGCAUCUUCCAGUCCAAUCAGCUGUUUGAAAGCUGCAAACUCACGCCUCUUUACGUCUAUCGUACCGGCAUCUCACAAUCUUUCGAAAAACAGGUCCUGGCCAGUCCGAACUAUACCAAAGCUGUGCCGCUUGUUGUGAUCUUCCAUGACCCGCCCGAAAUUAUGGGACAGGCUCAUCCUGUGACCAAUAAGAUGGAGGCUCAUAAUGUGUGGAUGGCUGAUUCUCUGAAGGGCUAUAUUAAGUGGAUUUGUGACAAAGGAUAUGGAGUCAUCGAUGUCAACAUCCCCAAGCAUAUUACUCGUGAAGAGUCAUUCGGUCGUUACGAGGGCGAAGACGACGACCGCCCAACUGCUACUGAAGAAUUGGCCGCAUACCUGUGGGACAACUACAUCGACGCAAACCAAGCCACGGAGAUCUUCUUCUUGGGCGUUGGCAAUUCCUUCCACGGUGUUGUAAAUCUUUUGAUCAACAGAGGUGCGUACCGUCCAAGAUAA
This is a messenger RNA of Penicillium olsonii, 1671 nucleotides long. Lineage: Eukaryota; Fungi; Ascomycota; Eurotiomycetes; Eurotiales; Aspergillaceae. The record is from the annotation of a GenBank genome assembly.